CACGCGCGGCUUGGCAAACGCGGUGGCUUGGCGCGCGCUCCAAGUGAGUUUUAGUGACCUGCGGUGGCCGCUGGGCUUUGGAGGUUGGGGUGGCGGUGUGGGGGACGGUGACCCCUAUCCGGGCAUCCGCGGGCCGCCGCCUUUGUGCCGCCGCUGCUCCCGGCUCCCGCCGCUGGGGGGCGGCGUCCAGUCCGCCUCCGACCCCCGACAAUAGCGCGCGGGGUGGGGGAGCCGCGCGGGGCCGGAAACUUUUCCCCGGUGUCCCCGCCGCGGCCGCUGCCGGCCGGGAGCGCAGGGCCGAGCGCGCCCCUCUCCGGCCCGCCGGUCCCAGGGAAGGGGGCGCGGGGGCAGCCGGGCCAUGGGGGAGGCGCCCGCGCCCUGGGACGGGGGCUACCUGGACCGCUGCUUCGCGCGCCACCGCGUCUGCAUCUCCUUCGGCCUGUGGAUCUGCUCCUCCUGCUGCUGGCUCGCCGCCCACGCGCUGCUGCUGUAUCUGCGAUGUGUCCAGAGUACCCGCAGGACCGGACGGGGCCGGUCGGCGCUGGGCGCGGUGUGUUUCCUCCUGGCCAGCCUGUGUGACCCCGUGGGGGCGAUUCUGGCCAAGCAGCUGCCCAUCCAGGUCUUCACCGGGGCCUACCUAGCAGCCGUCCGCCUGGUCGGCGUCGUGUCCGUUCUCUCCCCCACCUGCAGCUCCAAGUCCACGUCCGGCUCGGGUGAGUGUGCGGCCGUGAGGGAAGCCGGCGGGGCUGGCCGGUCAGAGCCACGCAGAGAGGGGCAGAGGCGCUGGGAGGGCCUGUCCGCUGGGAAGGCCGCGGGGAUCAAAGGGGAGGGAGAGCUGGUGCGGGUCCACUACAUGGAGUUGACCGUGGAGCCAGGGCAAAGGGCAGGCCGUGGUGCCACCCAGCUGCCCGGAGAGGGACAGACCUGCCCCCCGCCAGUGUCCCCACACGAGCCGCCCUCGUACCCGCCCGUGCAGGUCAUCCGGGCCCAGGUCUCCUCCAGCAGCGGCUCCGAGGCCUCGUCCAUCAACUCCGACCUCGAGCAGAAGUACUGGGAAGCCCUAAACUCAGAGCAGUGGGAUCCUGAGGACACCAACCUGAGGAGGGACAGAGGCUGCGACAUGGAGAUGCUCCGAGUCCAGGUGCUCGGGGGCUCUCGGAGGCCAGUGGGCUUGAACUCUGAUGAGUAAGACCUCGGCUCUGAGCCCCAGGCCUGUCCCACGGGGCCAUCAGGGGUUUUCAGCAGAGGCGGGCGAGUGGCCACUGGGCGCAGCGGCCCUGCAGCCUGGCCCAGGAGAACGCUGAGACCGGGCCCCAGGGACUGAAGUGCAGAAGUUCACACUCUUCAUGUGACCCUGAAGCUCCCACCGGGAGGACCCCGAAGCCCCUCCCCGUGAGCUCUGGCCUGACUCUCCUGCCUGCGGCAGCCAGAAGCCAUUCCUCUAACUGAGACCUCGUGAGUGCGGAUCUCGAGAGAGCCCCCUGUGCAAGACCUGGCUCAGCCCGGCUGAUGCAAAGAGAGGGGCCCCGUGCUGGGGGUCCAGGCCCUGGGCCCUGCCCUCCAGUGGCCCCCCUGAGCUCCCGCUGGAACUGCUGGCACAACUGCUUGGUCCUCAGGAGCACUUAUGGGGCGCCCUGGUGUUGCCGAACUCGUGACGUGGCGGGGUUUACUCCAGCCUGGUGUGUGUGUGGGGGCGGGGGGCGGG
This is a messenger RNA of Sorex araneus (European shrew), 1705 nucleotides long. It is a transcript of the gene TMEM44, whose product is annotated as transmembrane protein 44. The transcript is spliced from 7 exons. The record is from RefSeq and is a predicted model, not a curated record. Lineage: Eukaryota; Metazoa; Chordata; Mammalia; Eulipotyphla; Soricidae. Bases 359 to 1189 code for a protein of 276 amino acids.